UGCCCGGAUGUAAUUAUUUAUAGAAAAAGUCAUAUGACAUAUCGUAAAAUAUCUAAUAUUAAUGUCAAUUAAAUUCUGCUUACAUAAAGACUGGUGAAUAAAUUCACCAACACGUUUCUAUUUAAAGACUAAAUACGCUGGUGAAUGAUAAUGCGUCCUGAUGGCGCAGUUUACUAUGGAGACCGAUGCCCUCCUUGUCGAUUAUAAUUAUAUGGAAAAUCAUGACCCGAAGACGAGACAAGCGACGGAUGAUGUGGGUAACAGUACUCGGUUGAAUAACGGCGGAGCAACUUCACACCAGGAAGGCGUAAUAUCAGCAACUAGCGGAUCAGACGAUGAGGCAAUGCUAGAUAUAGCAAUGGAUGGUAGAGACGAUCAAGGUUUAAAUGACGAUCAUGUUCAAGGUUCUACCAAUUUUUUGGAAUCCCAGGAUGACCUGCCCGUCAGUAGUGGUCAAUACGAGGAUUUCCACACUAUUGAUUGGCUAAGGGAUAUUGCCCGAGAUCGUAUGAGACACCGACAUAUCAUCAAGAAUAAACAAGAUGGAUGUAUACCUAAAAUCAAAAGUGCGCAUGAUGCCUGGUCAGGGUGGGUGUGUGUCCUUCUUGUGGGCGUGUCUGCUGGGGUUUGUGCUGGGAUCAUUGACAUUGGAACAACAUGGAUGUCAGAUUUAAAGCAAGGAAUUUGUCUGGAAGCUUUUUGGUUGAAUCGAGAACAAUGCUGUUGGUCAGGAAAUGCGACAACAUUCGACGAUGAAGGUGGUUGCAGUCAGUGGUACACAUGGUCCAAAUUAUUUGGUGUAUCAUCAUCGAAAGGUGGAUCCUACAUUAUUGGAUAUCUUCUCUAUAUUGUAUGGGCCUUGAUUUUUGGCGCCAUUGCAGCUUUAUUUGUAAGAGUUUUUGCCCCAUAUGCAUGCGGGUCUGGUAUUCCUGAAAUCAAAACCAUUUUAAGUGGAUUUAUUAUUCGAGGAUAUUUGGGAAAAUGGACACUUUUAGUCAAAUCUGUUGGAAUGAUGUUAGCUGUUGCAGCAGGGCUGAGUUUAGGAAAAGAGGGUCCAUUUGUUCAUGUUGCCUGUUGCUGUGGCAACAUUUUCUCAUAUCUGUUUCCCAAAUACGGACGAAAUGAAGCAAAAAAGAGGGAAAUCUUAUCAGCGGCAAGUGCUGCGGGUGUGAGUGUUGCUUUUGGGGCUCCGAUUGGUGGUGUAUUGUUUAGUUUAGAAGAAGUUAGCUACUAUUUUCCAUUGAAAACCCUAUGGAGGUCCUUUUUUUGUGCUUUAAUGGCAGCUUUCGUGCUACGCUCUAUUAACCCUUUUGGUAAUGAUCAUUUGGUGAUGUUUUAUAUAGAUUACAAUGAACCCUGGUACAUUCAAGAACUCAUUCCAUUUAUAUUGCUCGGAGCUCUUGGUGGAAUUUACGGCUGGUUUUUCAUCAAGUUUAAUAUUAAGUGGUGCAAAUACCGAAAGACCUCUUCAUUGGGGAAAUACCCCAUUAUCGAAGUUCUUAUUGUUGUAUUUGUAACAGCCUUGCUUAGUUUUCCCAAUAGUUAUACGAGAAUGAAUGGGAGUGAACUAAUUCGCUUAUUAGUGCAACGCUGUGGACCGGAAGAUAGCACUGAACUCUGUGACUACAGUCGCAACAUGACAAACGAUCACCCGUAUAUGGGCAGUGCCAUUGCGUCUGACGGCGUGAUUAGAGCAGUUUGGAAACUAGCCUUAGCUUUGUUGUUUAAGUCACUGAUCACCAUUUUCACCUUUGGUAUCAAAGUUCCAUGCGGUUUGUUCAUCCCCAGCAUGGCUGUCGGCGCAAUAUUAGGACGGGUCAUGGGAAUUGGAGUGGAGCAGCUGGUCAUGGCGUACCCAAAUUCACCAAUAUUUACCAAUAUGUGUCAAUCGCGACAGAUAUGCACUGUAACACCAGGACUUUAUGCUAUGGUUGGAGCUGCAGCAGCUUUGGGUGGAGUUACGCGAAUGACGGUUUCACUGGUUGUUAUUAUGUUUGAGCUGACAGGAGGACUACAAUAUAUUGUACCCAUGAUGGCAGCAGCUAUGACGAGCAAAUGGGUUGGUGACGCUUUAGGCAGAGAAGGUAUCUAUGAUGCUCAUAUUGCGCUCAAUGGAUACCCUUAUUUGGACAGUAAGGAAGAGUUCACACACCAGACUAUCGCAGCAGAUGUCAUGCGUCCAAGAUGCUGGCGUUAUGGCCUGGAGGUCCGAAACGACCCCCCACUUUGCGUAAUAACUCAAGAUUCCAUGACUGUCGAUGAAAUUGAAGGAAUUUUAAAAACUACCGAGCAUAAUGGCUUUCCUGUUGUUGUAUCACGAGAAUCUCAAUAUCUUGUUGGCUUCGUUUUACGGCGUGACCUUAACCUUGCCAUUGCUAACGCCUUGAAAAAUCAGGAGGGAAUUGUUAGUAAUUCUCCUGUUUAUUUUGCAAGUCACAAUACUCAUAAUCCACAUGGACCCCUAGGAUUAAAGUUGCGUAAAAUUUUGGAUUUGGCGCCGAUAACCAUCACAGAUCACACUCCCAUGGAGACAGUGGUUGAAAUGUUCCGUAAAUUGGGUCUGCGACAAACUUUAGUUACCCACAAUGGUCGAUUAUUAGGAAUUAUCACCAAAAAAGAUGUUUUGCGUCACAUAGCUCAAUUACAAAAUCAAGAUCCAGAGAAUAUAUUGUUUAAUUAGUGAGUCCACAGAGUCACAGACUACUGUCUUAAUCCACAGACUUAUUCAAACUAAUUAGUGAAUCUACAGUCGUUAUUUAUUAACAGACGUAUGAACCAAUUAGAGUAUUUAUAUUUUAAGUAAAUAAUGGAUGUAUUUAUUAAUUAAUGGGUGUAUUUAUUAAUUAAUGGAUCUAUUAUUUUAAUAGUUGAUGGAUCUUUUAAUUAAAAUGUGGAUUUAUUUAUUAAUUAGUGGAUUUAUAAAAUAAAUAUUCCAUUGUGUAAUAAUGUGAUUUUUGUUAAAUGGUUGUUGAUGAUAGACGUUCUCAUGAAUUAUAAUAGUUUUUUUGUAUAUUUUUAAUACAUAUUGAUUCCAAAGGAAUUCUUUUAAUAAUAAUAUCCUUAAAUAAUAUUUAGAAUUAGGGGUAUUUAAAUAUUCAUAAUAACCAGGGUCAGAUUUACCAAUAGGCAUAGCAGGCCAUAGGCUUAGUGCCCACAGCUAUCAGAGGGCCCACCUAAACUAAAUUAUCUUACAGCUUACCAGCGUAUAACCUUGUUUCAACAUUUCUAGUUUUGGGACCCGUUGAUGAGAUUGGUCUAAGGCCCACAUGUACAUGUAGGUAAAUCCGGCCUUGAUGAUAACACAACUGUAUGGAUUCACUGCUGAUUAGUUUAUUACAUGCGGCAUUCCAAUACUCUUACAGGCACAUGUAUCAUUAUCAAGCAAUGUAAUAUCCUUGCAUGACGUUAAGAAAGAAGUAGAACAUUUAUAAUGACACAGCUUUAUGGAUUACUACUUCUUGGUUUAUUACAUGCAAUGUUUCAAUACUCUUAACAGGUACAUGUACCAUUUUCAUGUAAUGUAAUAAAAUAAGAAUCCAUCAUGUUGUGUUAUGAGUCCUUUAAACUUUAACAAUGUCUACAAAGGAUAACCCUGCAGCAUGAAGGCAUACUAGUAUUCUACCUCCCAGCCCUACUGUUUGGUAAAUAUUAUAACAGAGUUUAUUAUUGUACAUUAAUGAAUACUGGUACUAUGGUGGAUCAAAGGGACAUUUAAUUUGUCUUUGGGCUCAAUUCUUUUUUUUAGGAAUUAGGGGCUGUAUUCUCGAAUGGUGGUGAUUAAAAUAAUCCCUGUUAAGGCAUGAACAGUGUACACUUAACAUUGAUUGGGGGGGUUGGGUGGCUGAAUGGUUAGCUUUUGCACGCUGUGUCAUAAAGUCUGUCAUUGAGUCAACUGGUGUGGUUUCGAUUCCCUGGUUGUACGUGGCAAGGAGCAGGGUCGCCUGUCUGACCUCAUGGGUUUUCUCCGGGUCCUCCUGUUUCCUCCCACUGCUGAAGACCCCUACGCGCAAGCAAAUUAUUGAAAUAAUAUUAAACCAUAUGUUAGUCCCGAAAUGACCUAGUUUGUGUCGAGUGGACGUUAAACCCCAUUUCUCUCCCUCUCUCUCUUAAUAUUGAUUACAUGUAGAUCUUAAAAUUUAAACAUCAUCUGUAUUUUGUAAGGUCAUGUAAACACUGAUCAAAACCUUUCAGUUUCAUGGCCACAACAGGUUUCACAGUUGAAGGUCACAACAGAUUGGUAGACAGUUCAACUGAACUUAUCUGAAUCUCUUUAAAUGACCUAUAUUCAAAUUACUACAGGUACAAGUGUAACUGAAUAAAAUAAUGAAAAUGUACCAUUAAAAAUAAUUCACAGCCAUGUAUAAUAUUAUAUUUUAUUUAUUCAUAUAGUUUAUUUUGUCUAUUUGUUCAAAAUCUUUUAGUUGCCGACUAAAUGUCCUCUGUGUCAUUAACAAAAAUUCUAAAUACAUGUAGGCUUCUUCUUUGUGAGGUACAAAGCUGCACCCAUUAGAUAACUUAAAAUAUUGUUGUUGGUGUACUGCCAUUAUUUCCAAUAAGAGUACAGGGCCCUUAUUCACGAAAACUUAAACUAAGAUACAUUCAAAAUUUUAAGAAAUACUGCAAUUCGAUUGACUGACCAGUAAAAUCAAUUUGCAUAUAUCCAAUGAAGUUGCAGUAUUUCUUAAAAUUUCGGUUGUAACUUAGUUUAAGUUAUCGUGAAUAAGGGCCAUGGCAAGGUGCCAAUCGAACAUUAUUUAUGCUAGAUGAAUUGCAUGUACAAGAUAUACAUGUAGUAUCUGUAUUUUAAGUUGUUUAAUGGACUCCAGUAAGACAUUGCAUAAUAGUAAGCCCUAGUACAAUAUCAAUAUAUUACUUAAUGUUUCCAGCUCGACCAUUAAACCACACAUACUUGAGGUACUUUAUAUGUAAAUAUUGUUUAAAGAUAAACAACCUAGUAGAUAUUAGCUUUAAAAAUCAGCAUUCAAUAAUACAGCCCCAAAUGAACUAGUAAACCCACUCUCUCCUUUUUAUUGAUUUGGUUAACUGACUAGGCAAACAAAAUAUUUAAUAAUUUAAAACUGUUUAAUGAGCAUAUAUGUAUUUGUUACUAUGCUUAGCUAAUAAACCAGCAUUCAAUAACACAGCCCCAAAUAUACUAGUUGUAAAUCCACUCAGCUUUUUAUUAAUUUAUCUGUAUUGGUUAAUUAAUUGGGCAAACAGAUAUUAAAUAAUUUAAGACUGUUCAUUAGCAUCGUUGAUACUGAUUUAUAGCUAAAUAAACCAGUCCACUCUAUUGUGCUCUUUAAAUAUAUGCUGUCUACAUUUUAUUGUAUACGUGUAUGUAUAUAUGUGAUUAUAUGGCAUUUUGAAGAUGCUAAUAAUAUGUACAUGUAGUAAGAGAUAAAUUUAUAUGGACUACUAAA
Molecule: messenger RNA, 5423 nt
Organism: Patella vulgata (common limpet)
Lineage: Eukaryota; Metazoa; Mollusca; Gastropoda; Patellidae
Product: H(+)/Cl(-) exchange transporter 4
Exons: 1
Coding region: 161-2680 (839 amino acids)
Biological process (GO): transmembrane transport; chloride transport
Cellular component (GO): early endosome; Golgi apparatus; synaptic vesicle
Molecular function (GO): voltage-gated chloride channel activity
Source: RefSeq, a predicted model, not a curated record